AUGUCUCUCCCUUUCUACCUCCAUUACUCUCCCCCUCGCUCCCAGAAGGACGAGUUGUCCCGUGUGACUGGCUUUCUUCCGGAGAGCGGUAAGGAGCAGCUCAUGUUUGAGGUGCCUCUUAAUGACACCGGCUCGGCAGGCCUGGGCAUCAGCCUCAAAGGAAACAAGUCCAGGGAGACCGGAGAGGACCUGGGAAUAUUCAUCAAAUCCAUUAUACAUGGAGGGGCAGCAUACAAGGAUGGUCGUCUGCACGUCAACGACCAGAUGAUGGCAGUAAACGGAGAGUCGUUGCUAGGGCGCUCCAAUCACGUGGCCAUGGAGACGCUCCGCCGCUCUAUGUCACAGGAGGGAAACGUUAGAGGGAUGAUCCAACUGGUGGUGCUGAGGGCUCUGAAGGAUCAACUUGGGGUGUCACCCAAUCGCUCAUUCGACAGCUCCUCUGGUCUGAUGGGUCCAGUGAAUGGUCAGUCCAUGGUGAACAACUCUCUCUAUGCAUCUCAUGUGACCAAUGGGAGUUAUUCUUACAUGGACGAUGACGAGGAUGCAGAGCUGUACGGUCAUGAAACAGAGUUCAGCAGCUCCACCCAACACUCCUAUCUGCACGAGAGGGAAAACUCUCACAGCUCGAGCCAGGCUCAGCCCCAGUCUCCCGCCCAGAACCAGAACCAGCAGCAGUACCAGCACGUGAAAGCCUCCAAGAGCAUGGACCUGGGUACGACUCAGAACCAGCAGCACUCUGGUGGGGUGAUUUAUCUCAGUGUAUCUGCUCUGCAUGGUGGCUGCAUGCAUCCCAGCCUCACAGAAAGUCCUGCUGAUGCAUGGCUGCUGCACGGACGGCAUGCUCCUCCAAGCCACAUGCAGACUGUAAACACUCACUGA
This is a messenger RNA of Notothenia coriiceps (black rockcod), 879 nucleotides long. RefSeq names its product partitioning defective 3 homolog B-like. Gene Ontology annotation, cellular component: apical junction complex; apical plasma membrane; adherens junction. The transcript is spliced from 5 exons. Gene Ontology annotation, molecular function: phosphatidylinositol binding; protein binding. Gene Ontology annotation, biological process: establishment of centrosome localization; cell adhesion; establishment or maintenance of epithelial cell apical/basal polarity. The record is from RefSeq and is a predicted model, not a curated record. Lineage: Eukaryota; Metazoa; Chordata; Actinopteri; Perciformes; Nototheniidae. The coding region runs from base 1 to 879 and encodes 292 amino acids.